AUGAACGCUAAACCCGAACAGCUUCAAGCGCGAGGCGGUGCUUUGCUGACUCCUCGAAGCUCAACCGCGCCGGGUGCUUUCCUUGCGGCAUCGGCUGGCGUGCGCCUCUUGGUUGGCGGGUGGACAACUCGUGGAGGCACCUGUCGUCAGCGCAGUACGCGUCGUACCCCGGCCCGAUGGGUCUGCAUGGACCAGGGUGCUGCACCCGUGGGCACGAGGAAGAGCAUCCAGGCGCUGGAGAACGCGCUCCAACCUACGGCGUUCCACCGACGCGUCACCAUUUUGGGAAGCACCGGGAGCAUUGGAACGCAAACCCUGGAUAUUGUGCGCUCUUGUCCGGACAAGUUUUCUGUCGUAGCGUUGGCGGCGAACGGUUCAAACGUAGAGCUUCUCGCGGAGCAGACGCACGAGUUUUCGCCCGAACUUGUCGCUAUACGUGAUACUGCCCGCCUCGAGACCUAUCGGGAGGCGCUGCGGCAGCGUGGCGUCCCGGAACCGCCGCACAUUGUUGCUGGCGAAGACGGUGUCGUCGAGUGUGCGCGAUACGGUGACGCAGAUGUCGUUGUCACUGGGCUUGUUGGAUGUGCGGGUCUCUUGCCCACAGUUGCUGCGAUCAAGGCCCGAAAAGACAUUGCGCUGGCGAACAAGGAAACACUGAUCGCGGGCGGCCCCGUGGUCGUGCCCCUAGUUCACGAGUACGGCAUUCAUCUGACUCCAGCCGACUCAGAGCACUCUGCGUUGUUCCAGUGUCUUCAGGGUGCGCCAGAUGGCGCGCUUCGGCGCAUCAUUCUCACGGCGUCUGGUGGUGCAUUUCGCGACUGGGAUGUUUCGCGCUUAGCGCAUGUGACUGCUGCAGAUGCGCUCAAGCAUCCGAACUGGAACAUGGGUCCGAAAAUCACUUGCGAUUCGGCGACGCUCAUGAACAAGGGUCUGGAGGUUAUUGAAGCGCAUUUUCUCUUUGGCAUCGAUUACGACGCCAUCGAAAUUGUCAUCCAUCCCCAGUCGAUCAUUCAUUCGGCAGUCGAGUUUCAGGAUACGAGCGUUCUCGCUCAACUCGGAUGGCCAGAUAUGCGUCUUCCACUGUUGUACGCGCUGUCCUGGCCUCAUCGGCUUCGGAUUGAGACGUUUCGCCCACUGGAUCUCGUUCAAGUGGGAAGUCUAACUUUUCGCGCGCCUGACCACGACAAGUAUCCAUGCAUGCUUCUCGCGUACGCUGCGGGACGCCGUGGCGGUACCAUGCCGGCGGUGCUGAACGCGGCGAACGAGGUCGCGGUGGAGCUUUUCCUGCGUAACGAACUGGAGUUUAUGGGGAUUCCCGCGGUCAUCGAGCGCACCAUGCAGCGGCAUGACACAAGCGACUGGAAACAAACACCUACUUUGGAUGAUCUCAUUGCUGCAGAUGCUUGGGCGCGUCGCACGGCACGAGAGGAGGCCGCGAAGCGCCCGAUCUACCCCGCCGGGGCUAACCUGGAGACGCAAAAGACGUAG
This is a messenger RNA of Cyanidioschyzon merolae strain 10D, 1488 nucleotides long. RefSeq names its product 1-deoxy-D-xylulose 5-phosphate reductoisomerase. Gene Ontology annotation, molecular function: protein binding; 1-deoxy-D-xylulose-5-phosphate reductoisomerase activity; NADPH binding. Lineage: Eukaryota; Rhodophyta; Bangiophyceae; Cyanidiales; Cyanidiaceae. The transcript has a single exon. Gene Ontology annotation, biological process: isoprenoid biosynthetic process. The coding region runs from base 1 to 1488 and encodes 495 amino acids. The record is from RefSeq and is a predicted model, not a curated record.